Molecule: messenger RNA, 2369 nt
Organism: Puntigrus tetrazona (Sumatra barb)
Lineage: Eukaryota; Metazoa; Chordata; Actinopteri; Cypriniformes; Cyprinidae
Product: EF-hand calcium-binding domain-containing protein 14-like
Exons: 10
Coding region: 392-1465 (357 amino acids)
Source: RefSeq, a predicted model, not a curated record
CAGGAGCGCUUCCUGGCAGGACCGGAAGGAGAAUCAUGUUCCUGCUGAGCCAGACAGAUUUUGGUUCUUUAGUGAUAAUAAAUGUGUAAUGAAACGUUAAAUAUGUGUUUGCUUUAUAUUUGUGUCGUGACAUCAGGUUCAGACGCGACAGGAAGAGUUCAGUGAACUAGUGAAGGGUUUAGUAUGAUGGACUGGAGCUGAAGCUAAAGCUAAUGCUGGAUUAUACAGCUCGCUUCUCCUGAAGAGUGUUAAACAGCGACGCGUUCGAGAACAGCAGGAGUAUCCGCCCUCAGCCGUUCCUGAGCGGCUCAGAUGAGCUCCGGAUACUGAAGCGGCUCGGUGACGGUAAACAGGCCGCUGAGCGCCGCAGAGACUCCGGAGCCGCUCGGCGAUGAGCCCGCAGAAGAAGAUGAAGAAGCGGAAGGAGCUCAACGCGCUCAUCGGCCUCAGCGACAGCCGCAGGAAGAGCAAGCAGAGCGGCGGACACCGGCUGCUGAGGACCGGCACCGACACCGGCUCCGGUACCGAGAGCGAGACCGAGUCCGGGGCCGAGGAGCGGGGCUUCGGCGGCGGCCGCGGCCUUCUCGGGACCAGGAGCUCGGUCCAGUGCUGCUCUCUCUGUUAUCCUCUGUGUGUGUUCGUGGUCCUGGCCGCGUGUGUCAUGGCCUGCGCUGGACUCAUAUGGAUGCAGAUCGCCCUCAAAGAGGACCUGGACUCCAUGAAGGAGAAGAUCCACAUCAUGGAGAGCAGUCAGAAGCUGUCUUCUCAUGAGAUCCUGAAGCUCAGUGAGGACCUGAAGGCCAAACAGGUGAAGCUGGACGAGCUGGAGAGUGGAGACCGAGGCCUGACCAGACUCUGGUCCAACCUAAGCGAGAUCAACCAGAAGCUCAGCACUCUGGACUCUGCUGUCAAUCACCUGAAGACCAACAUCAGGUCCUCCUCAGAUCUGAUCACACUGCCCCGCACCAUAGAAGAGCUGCAGAAGAGCGUGGCCUCCAUCGGCAGCACCGUCACCAGUCUCCAGCACGAUGUGUCUCUGAUUCAGUCUGUGGUGGAGGAGAGACGGAGAGGAGAUGAUCAGCUGAAGGAUAAUGGAGAGAAACCUGUGAACGGCAGCAGCUGUGUGUCUCUGAAGCAGGAGCUGCAGCACCUCCAGGAUGGUGUGAAGGAUCUGAACAGCUCUGUUCUGCUGCAGGAGUCCAGGUCGAGCGAGCAGAUCCAGAGCCUGCGCUUCGUUCUGUCGGACCUCAGCAGACGUCUGUCAGCGCCGGACCGGAGCGAGACCGGAGCCACGCCGGCGGCGGGCGACACACUUCAGACUCUUCAGAGCACCACAGACUCAGCAGGCUCUUCUCUGUCCCGUGGGCCCAGAUUUCUGUCCCGCAGACGUUAUAAACGAGGACAGAGUGCAGCGGUUCCUGAGAGAGAUGCAUUAAAGCAGUCUUAUUGUUGUACAAUCCACUAAAUUGACCUGAUGUUUCUGUCUGAAGUAGACGAGCUCCAGCGAGGAGGAGGUCAGUCCUGAUCCGGACCGCCGCUCAUUCAGACUCUCAUACAUCACCUGUGUCCUCUGCUUGACCUCUGACCUCUCAGAUCUGUCAGGAACAGGCCAGAAACCACAGGAAUGAUACUCGACCUGAAGAACGUGAAGCCGCUGUAAGACGUCGUUUUAAUGCAGUUUUAGUCUGAAUCUCAUUCCUGUAAUCACACACUUAAAUACGGCUGGUUGAUUGAUAUCUUACUACACUUGAGAUGAGCUCGUGCUCAUUUUACUGCAGUUCAUGUCUUCAUAAACACUGGUUUCGUUUUCUUUGACCAAAACUCCCAUGAUUCUCUGUGAACCGUGACCUGAUCUCACCAGUUUCACUCUUACGUAUUUAAAUAUUUAUGGGUCUCCGAAAUGAUUUGAAGUCAGUAUGAAGCAAGGAAAAUGAAGAUUAAUUUAUACUACAUCCCUGUCAGGUCUAGCAAUAAUAUGAUCCAUACAGUUGCUUUUAGUAAAAAUGAUCAGAUGUUUAAGAUAAUAUAAUGCCUGGCUGAUUGUCUUUUAUCAGGUUUAGUUUUUAACUUAAAAGCAGGUUGAGGGUAUUUCUGAUCUGUAGAUGAAUGUUCUCGUGUGUGUGUGUGUAUAUAUAUAUAUAUAUAUAUAUUUCUGGGUUCAGUGUCAAUCGUCUCUGCACUACUCUCACGGCCCUUUGGAAAUAAUAACGUCUCACAACUUUACUGUCGCUUUAUGAAAACAGAAAAAAGCUGUACAUAUUGUAGAAUGACAUUUCUAUGUAACUAAUUUGAAGCAGGAGGAAGAUGAAACUGUAUCUGAGUUUUGCAUGUUCCCUUGAAACAUGAAUAAAAGCUCCUUUUAUUUAAGA